GCGCGUUUCUUUCGUAAACAUUAAGUGUCAUGCUUUUCGUGUGUUCCUUGUCUUCGCUUCUACGAGCUUGAAUCAAGAGGGAGGAUCGUACAUCAGUGAGAUAUCGCUUGUCUCUUAUCUACAUUAUCACAAAAAGGAUGUUCGGAACUGCGAGAUUACAUCUUCUGAGCGGUAGUCUCUUGAUCAUUUCCACUGGCAUUCUUGCGAUUGGUACCGAGGAUGGUCCACAGUCUUUCGAGACUGUCCAUAACAGUAACGCAGCUAUCUUGAACCGUCUCGGCUUGGCACCCCUUCAAAUCCCUGAUGGACAUCACAAGAAACGUUUAGCUGGUCCCGAACCGCCUGGACUGAAUUCCCAGACACGAAUUCAUCAACCGUACAGUCGUCGACACGGUCAUCGAGACAGUCAUAUUUACAUCGUCAAACUACCAGCCAGUCCGCCGUACUACACGAUCACAAAGCCUCACAAAACGGCGAAGGAUGAAAAAGUAAUCAAAACGGGACCAAAUCUUCCGGUUGGUUUUCAUGGUAACGGCAAGCCAGCAAAAAUCUAUCAUUGGAAUUUGCCUCUGGUGAAGAAGAUAACGGAAAAGAAGAGACUCCAAGCACAAUUACGAAUGGACCAGGCUAGGAAAAAGUUGGAGGAGAGCAAAAAACAUCAGCUAUCCGAAUCAUCGAUUUCUAUCAAUAGAGUCAAUUCCGUUUUAGAUAAUACCCAUCGCCAAGACAUCGAGAAAAAGAAAAUUAUACCGCAUAAGAUUUUAUCAUCCAAACAUAUAAGAAACAAUGAUAAGAGAUUGAAUUAUCCCGAAAUAAUUGAUAAGAAAUCAGACUCGACCAGGAAAACCAUGAACAGUUUAUCGACGAAGACUUACAGGCUCGACGAUUCGAAUAUGCAUAGAAUUCAUUUGACCAACGAACUUCACGGCUCAAGAAACACUUUGCCGAAGGUGAAGAAACACCGGAAGAAGGCAGCCAUGUCUUAUUAUGCGCCAAUCACAACCAAGACAGGCUCUACUAGCAUCCACAAGAAUUUCUCCGGAAAUGGCAAGCCUAAAGCGUUCUACGUAAUAGAGAAGAGUCGUAAACCCGUCUACUAUCAUCCCCUGCUGCCUUAAUCUCCAAAAUUGUUAAUCGCAAAAAGUCAUGCACAAUCCAUGAACGACCUAAGGAAUCUGUUAACUUUAGUAGAUUCCUCUUCGCCACUUCGCUACUUUGGUUAAACAGAAUUACGAAUGGUCGUUCGUUCAAUAACAAGAAAAAGAACGAGAGAGAGAGAGAGAGAGAGAGAGAGAGAGAGAGAGAGAAAGAGAGAGAGAGACUUAGACUAUGACCUCCGUAUCGACGUGUGGUCAAUCAUUAUUCAAGGUCACGCGUAUCCUACAAACCGUUCCAUUUCUAUCACAGUUGUUAGAACACAUUAGGUUUAGGUCGAAGACGUUUCUCUCUUCGGCGGAUGGAGCUUACGUUUAAGAUAAAUUAGGUUUAACUCGUACAUACGUGCAUAAAACGAGGUGCGUCCGUUCAAGUAUCGAAUCGAUCGAUUAUAACUUAAGUUCAAUUAUUUUAAAUAUCUUUUUAUAUACUUCUUAAUCUUCCCUGUAGUUGUAUAACUUUGAUUAAAUUAAGAUAGGCGAUCGGAAUGAUUGAAAGAAAAGAAAAAAUACAGAAGGAAGAAAGUUUUUUUAUCGUGUUCAUAAAGAUCGAUCAAUCUUGAAAACUUAUCAGACGCACCAAGUAAAUCGACCUUACGAUCUUAUUUCGACGUUGACUAGUGUUUUAAAAGUUCUGCGUCGAAAUAAAAUCGUGGUGUUUCUUCUUUUCAUUAAGAAAAUAUCAAAGCUCACUUUCUCGUUACUAGAUUAACGCUGUAUAAUUAUAUUUUUCUAAGUAUAACGGAUACUUUUUUAUAUCCUCGCUCGUCUGUGAGCGAUUUCUUCUUGAUUGAAAAAAAAAUCUAUCACGAAGAAAUCGCACGUACGGACGAUGUCUCGAUAAAGACUGGACAAUAUAUUUCUUCGUGGAAGGUAUGCACGUCUUUUUCUACGUCGGAUCGCGCAAGGAUCUUUCAUUAUACUGGUUUUGCUAUCGAAUCGCAAGAAGAAAGCGACACGAGAUCGCAUUUUUUUAUAUUCUUAUAUAGAAAUACAAAGAUAAGAGAGAUGGACCCGUACACACACACAUAUAUAUUUACAUACAUACAUACAACAUACAUAUAACAUACAUACAUAUAUGCAUACAUAUAUACAUACAUAUAUACUUAUAUGUGUGUAUGUAUGUAUGUAUGUAUAUAUGUAUGUAUAUAUGUAUGUAUGUAUGUAUGUAUGUAUGUAUGUAUACAUGCCGUAAAGAAGCAAUCUAAUACAAACGAGCCAUGUCGUGUGAGAGAAAUAACAUAUUAUGUAUUUAAAUUGACCAACGAUUUUUCUUUUUCUCUCACGAUAAAGUUCGAAUAUGGUACGUAUCUAUCUGUAUAUGAUGUUACUAUCAAGAUAAACAUUAACACGAUCGUUGGCUCGUUUUCCGUUUUCUAUCGCGUUGAUGGGUGUAAUCCAUUAUUUCGCGUUACGUUGUACUUGUAUAUCCCUAGUAAUAGUGGACAUUAUUUCGACUGGUUACUUAUUAAUAGGCAUAACUAUUUUUCUAUCUACGUAUUUUUAAUUUAUAUCGAUUAGUCAACCGUACGUAAAUACUAUACUACGUUUAUGGGAAUUUUCGAUUUAUUUGUUAACAUCAUUAUUAUUAUUAUUAUUAUUAUUUUUAUUUUUAUUUUUAUUUUUAAUAUUAUUAUUAUUAUUAUUAUUAAUUUUCAAAUGCUCCAAACUGUUAGUAUGAUUGUGUAAGUCAUAUAGUGUUAUAUAAUGACAUACAUACGUAUACGAGCGUACACACAGAUACACAAUUAAUAUUAAAAAACAAUAUCGUAUUAUCAACUGUAUGACGAUGAUCGUCUCUGUAUUCAAAACAAAAGGAAAACUUUUUGGCUAUACGUCAUAAUUAAAGAGAAUUGUAGAAAUCUUAUGGGAGUAAUCGUA
Vespa crabro (European hornet) is the source of this 3035-nucleotide messenger RNA. RefSeq lists its product as uncharacterized. Bases 138 to 1118 code for a protein of 326 amino acids. Lineage: Eukaryota; Metazoa; Arthropoda; Insecta; Hymenoptera; Vespidae. The record is from RefSeq and is a predicted model, not a curated record. The transcript is spliced from 2 exons.